AUGACGACGGCAGGUGCGACUCGCAAGCUCAAAGUGCUCAUGGCGCACGGCUACACGAGCAAUCAAUUCCAAUUCUUCAAGCGAUCCGGCGCGAUUCGAAAGGCAUGUCGAGACGUUGUCGAUUUUACAUUCAUCAACGGUCCGUUGCUGGUCCAGCCCAUCACGUCGGCUGGCGAUUUGGAUGCUCCGGAUGUCGAAGAUGGCAAGGUCGUAGACGAGACCACUCCGAUCGAGGAGCAGCCACGAGCGUGGUGGAGGGCCGACGAUGAUGGCAACUACCUCGACUGGGAUAAGUCGGUCGACUACAUCAACGACGUGCUGGCCAAGGAGGGACCCUUUGACGGCAUUGUAGGCUUUUCGCAGGGCGGCUGUCUGGCCGGUAUCCUCGCUAGUGCUUUCGAGAAGCCGGACCGUAUGCCUGGACUUCGACUGCCGAAAGGCCAGGGAGCCUUGAAAUUUGCUGUGGCUGUGUCAGGAUUCCGCAGUCGAGACCGGCUCCAUCAGAAGCUGUUCGAGAAACCCAUCGAGACGCCUGUUCUGCACGUGCUAGGACGUGCCGAUCAGAUCGUGGACCUGGAACGCUCGCAAACUCUCGUGGACGUUUGCAAGAACUCCCGAGUCGAGCUCCAUGAUGGCGGACAUUCGCUGCCUUCCCAGGCUCCAUGGCGAAACUUUUUCCGUGACUUUUUUGCCACGUUCACGUCGGACCCCUACGUCCCCAACGACCAAUGGAAGACCAUUCCAGGACCAUCCGAGCGACCGCGCGGCGAAACGCCUGUGGGAUCGGGAACGGUGACGCCGACGCCUGAUGCAACUGAGGCGGCUACCACGGCGUCGUCAACGUCUGCGACAGGUGAGCGUGACAUCGAUCCAUCCAACCCUCUGCGAUCGGUCCCUAAGAAAAAAGCCAAUUCGCCCUUUCUGGUGCAUCAGAAGUGGAAGCAGGAACAGGAGCUAAGAAGAAGAAAAGCAGCCGAACAAGACUCUAGCAGCAGCAGCAAAGGCGGAAAGGAAUCGCGCAGAAAGCAGCACGAUGGCCAACACGUGACGACGGACCUCACCAGUCCACUGAAGUUGAUUGUCAAGCUGCUUCGUUUCGCCAUUAUGGCGACGGCGGUGGCAAUGGUCUCUGGCUUCUUUGUCGCUGGCGAUCCGCUUUGGGGCUAUCGUGGCAAGUAUACAAAGCUGAGGACGUACUUGCCCUACCGAGAAAAGAUUUUUUCGCUUCCAGAACUGGCCAUGUACAACGGUCGUGAUCCGAACAAGCCCAUCUAUGUUGCCAUCCUCGGUGAUGUUUACGACGUCACUGAAGGACGACGCAUUUAUGGGCCUGGUGGGUACUAUUCCUUUUUCAGCGGAAGAGAUGCUAGCCGUGCGUACGUGACGGGCUGCUUCAAGACGCAUUUGACGCACGACGUACGUGAUUUCGACGACAAGCAGAUGAAUGAUCUGAUGACGUGGAAAGACUUCUAUGACAGCCACGAACGGUACUUUAAAGUCGGUCGUGUGGUUUUACCUCGGAUCGAUCCGAGCAUCCCUGUUCCUGAACCCUGUGAGGAUGCGUCUGCCCAAAAGGCCUGA
This is a messenger RNA of Mycosarcoma maydis (corn smut), 1581 nucleotides long. RefSeq lists its product as uncharacterized. Gene Ontology annotation, cellular component: cytoplasm; nucleus. NCBI's taxonomy places the organism in Eukaryota, Fungi, Basidiomycota, Ustilaginomycetes, Ustilaginales. The transcript has 4 exons. The record is from RefSeq and is a predicted model, not a curated record. The coding region runs from base 1 to 1581 and encodes 526 amino acids.